Messenger RNA from Sturnus vulgaris (Common starling), 2065 nucleotides. NCBI's taxonomy places the organism in Eukaryota, Metazoa, Chordata, Aves, Passeriformes, Sturnidae. The record is from RefSeq and is a predicted model, not a curated record.
ACAUAUAUACAAAUAAAUACAUUUUCAAAUGAUGGCAGUGGAAGGUUUUCCUGGAGAAUGAAGUGCGGUUUGGUUUCCUUGUCAACGGAAGAUGAAGUGAACAACUGAACAUCUCCCCAGUGCAGAUUUAAAGCCAAGUGAUCCAACCAUGACUGGCAAAACGCAGACCAGCAAUGUCACCAAUAAGAACGACCCAAAGUCCAUCAACUCCAGAGUCUUCAUCGGUAAUCUGAACACAGCUAUUGUCAAAAAAGGUGACAUCGAAGCAAUCUUUGCAAAGUAUGGGAAAAUAGUGGGCUGCUCGGUGCACAAAGGCUACGCGUUCGUGCAGUACAUGAGCGAGAGGCACGCGAGGGCUGCGGUGGCAGGAGAGAAUGCCAGGAUCAUUGCAGGGCAGCCACUAGAUAUCAACAUGGCAGGAGAACCAAAACCAUACAGACCAAAACCUGGCAACAAACGGCCACUUUCAGCACUUUACAGACUUGAAUCAAAGGAGCCUUUCCUGUCCGUUGGUGGUUAUGUCUUUGAUUAUGAUUACUACAGAGAUGAUUUCUACAAUCGGUUGUUUGAUUACCAUGGCCGCGUUCCCCCACCGCCCCGUGCAGUGAUUCCUCUCAAACGUCCCCGUGUGGCUGUGACAACAACUCGUAGAGGCAAAGGGGUUUUCUCCAUGAAGGGAACAUCACGAUCCACUUCAAGUGGGGCUUCUUCCUCAGGAUCCAAAUCACCCACCCGUCUUCCCCUGCCCCUUAUGUGGAGUGAUACUGUCCUUGGAAGCGUCACUGGAAGAGGAAGAGAAAGAUCAGUGAAAUCAGAUGAGUUGCAAACAAUCAAGAAAGAAUUAACUCAAAUCAAAACGAAGAUUGACUCCUUGCUAGGGAGACUGGAAAAGAUUGAAAAGCAGCAAAAAGCUGAAGCAGAAGCCCAAAAGAAACAAAUGGAAGAUAAUGCUGAUUUGAUUCAAGAGGAAUGCAUAUCAGAGAAUGCAGAUAACUCUACGGAAGAGCCAAUUGAAGGAGGGCCAGAUGCAGAUGGGGAUGGAGAAGAUAUGACUGAUGGGAUAGAGGAGGAUUUUGAUGAGGAUGGCAGCAAUGAGCUGUUUCUACAGAUCAAGUGAUGAGAUGUCAUGUGUGAACCCCCUGAAGGCUGAGAAGAGAAACUCUGACUCCCCCACAGAAAAUUGUGAACUUCAGUUUCUUACUGGCUGACAACACCUUUGAUUCAAUUUGUAUGAAACUCAAUUUACUUAUUAAAAUGGACAUUAUUGUUCAAAUAUUAGAAAAUCCAUUUCUUAUAUGUUCUAAGCUGUACAAUUGUCAGAUUUUUAUGGUUUAGAUUGUAAAUGUGGUUUUCUCUGGCUAAUUAUUGGUAUUAUUUUUUUAAUUUUGAUGUCUUAAAGGCCAAUGUACUGUAUCAUAAUAAUAUGAAGGACGUAUUUAACAGGUGUGGAAAACACUGUAUACAAAUGUAUAUUUCUAAAAGCUAUUUUUAUGAUUAGCACAUUUUACUGUUUUACCAUAUUUAGAGUCAUUGCACUGCUUUGUUUUCAGCUUAAUUCAAACAAGAUCAUUUUGAUCAGUGCCACAAUUAAAUACAUUGCGUGGUAUUUCUCAUUAUUUUAUUCAAUUUAUUUGUCAUUGGAAAUAAUUACAUUUGGUAGUAGAAUAGCUUCUAAAAAGUGAAAAUGUCAAAGAGAGCAACUUGAUAAACUGUAUAUUGCAUCCUCCUGUAAAUCCCUUUCUUCAGAUAAGCCCUCUCUGUGAUCUAUUCAUCAGACAGUUGUUACAGCUGUUCUUGCAGAUCUCUAAAGGCAGUUUGUUGCUACCAUAUGGAAAGUCAGUCAGCCUCCUGUCUAGCCAGGAAAAUUACUUAUAGCCUGCCAAUAUCUGACAGCCUGAGUUAGCCUACUUAUUACUUUUUGGGUUAUUUUCUGGCAAUAGUCUUUCCACCCACAUACUCCUAAAGCCUUCCUAAAAGUCUGAAGUUGGAAUAACUAAUUAUUGCAGAUGUUGUAGAGGGAACCUCAGUAUAGAAUUUCUUAAUAAAUCAUGUUUCCUUUCAAACA